Messenger RNA from Sinocyclocheilus rhinocerous, 929 nucleotides. Its product is annotated as glyoxal reductase-like. The record is from RefSeq and is a predicted model, not a curated record. The transcript is spliced from 2 exons. Lineage: Eukaryota; Metazoa; Chordata; Actinopteri; Cypriniformes; Cyprinidae. The coding region runs from base 1 to 741 and encodes 246 amino acids.
AUGAUAAAUAGCGCGGACACUGCGGCAGUGUACCAUAAUGAAGCACAAUUAGGUCAUGCCCUCUGUUGCCUGCUGCCCAAGCAUAGCCUCUCUCGAGAAGAUGUUUUUAUUACUAGUAAACUGGGUCCCAAAGAUCAGGGGUCCAAAGCCAGAGAUGGUUGCCUGAGGAGCCUGGAGCAAUUGGGAUUGGGCUACAUUGACCUAUAUCUUAUUCAUUGGCCAGGUACUCAAGGGCUGCCAGCGGGGGAUAAACGAAACCCUGAAAACCGUGCUCAGAGCUGGACAGUCUUGGAGGAGUUCUACUCAGAAGGAAAAUUUCGGGCCAUUGGGGUGUCUAAUUACACAGUAGAGCACAUGCAGGAGCUACUGAAGAGCUGUAAAGUGCCCCCAGCAGUUCUUCAGGUGGAGUUCCACCCAAAGCUGGUUCAAAAGGACCUGAGGGCACUUUGCAAGGAAAGAGGGGUGUGUUUUCAGGCAUACUCGUCUCUUGGAACAGGGCUUCUACCAUCAGACCAUGUGGUUCUGGAUUUAGCAAAAAAGUAUGGGAAGACAUCAGCCCAAGUGUUGCUGAGGUGGGCCGUACAACAGAACAUUCCAGUACUGCCAAAAUCGCGUCAGCCAGAACGUGUGGAGGAGAAUGGGCGUCUGUUUGACUUUGAGAUUAGCGAGGAGGAUGUGGAAAAGCUCUCCGCUCUUGAUUGCGGGGAGAAGUUCUGCUGGGAUCCAACACAAGUGUCUUAAAGACAACUCAUUGACAAAAACUCAAAAUGAAUUUUUGAUUUACCGAAAUUCCAAGGUUGUUCAGAUUUACAAAUUUACAUCCCACAGCAUAAUCUACAUGGCUCUUUAUUUUAUGGUUAGCUUGCUACUUUAUCUUUUGCUUGACCAUUUGAAAGGGAACUGUGAGAGUUGUUCUGAUGCAAACAGUA